Molecule: messenger RNA, 2715 nt
Organism: Carya illinoinensis
Lineage: Eukaryota; Viridiplantae; Streptophyta; Magnoliopsida; Fagales; Juglandaceae
Product: wall-associated receptor kinase-like 14
Exons: 4
Coding region: 365-2488 (707 amino acids)
Biological process (GO): protein phosphorylation
Molecular function (GO): ATP binding; protein kinase activity
Source: RefSeq, a predicted model, not a curated record
GAAAAAGCCUAGAACGGAAGUUUCUUUGUUCCUCAUCAAAAUCACGCACGCACGCACGCACGCACCCGAACACGAACACGGUUUGCUUGGCUGUCUUCUUUGAUGUUUUCUUAUGAUCCAUAAGAAUCACAGCCCAAGCUCCAAGACUUGAUUACGCUUUGAGUUUUUGCCUUUGAUUUCUUUUCCUUUCCCCUGUUUUCUGGUUUUGAAGAAGAAGCAACUGCUCGCUAGUUAGUAGAUUACGUCGUGAUUCGGCAGGCAUUGAAGGGAUCGAGUUUCAGAGGUAAUAAGCAGCAGAACGGGUUAUGAUUACUUUCUGCGGGUUAAACCCAGUUCAGGUUCAGGUUGGCCUCAAUUCCUCUCCAUGGUGAGGACGAUUCCUCAUUACAGAAUGGUGUUUUUCCCCCUUGCGAUCAUACUUUUGAUUGUCUACCCAACUGCAUCCGAAAACUCGACUGUUGCGGGGAACUCAGGCCCCUGUAAACAAUACAACUCUUGCGGAGCUAAUCAACCUGUACAGUACCCAUUUGGGUUCUCGAGUUCGUGCCCGAUUCCAUUAACGUGCUUCAACAACUCUGAUAUCCGAAUCGGCAAAUUCCGAGUCCGUAAAAUAACCUCAAGCAGCAUCAUCGUCGAUCUCCCAGCGGAAUGUAACCGUCCUAUAGAAUCGAUCAAACCGCUCUUCGGCACCAAAUACGCACUGACAUGGGGGAACAGCCUCCUCCUUCAGAGCUGUACCUCCCCGUCAAACUCCUGCACGGUACCCACCAACUUCGUCCGGAACCUGAUCGAUCUUAAGACCUGCAAUUCCACGAGCGACAAUAUAAGCUGCUUGGCCAGCGAGAGUAAAGGAAAAGCGGAGAUCAUGAGCUACGAGAACGUGACUUUGAAGAACUGCAUGUUCCUGUUCUCGUCCGUCUUGCUUAACUCGGAUGGGAACGAGUCGCUGGUUUCGCUCCAGUUUCAGAGGGUUGAGCUGGGGUGGUGGCUCCAAGGGAAUCCUAAUUGUUCUGAUAAUUCAAAUUAUACUCAGUUUCCGACUCCCGGCGGGAAGAGAGGGUACCGGUGCAUGUGUAAAGAUGGGUUUAGCGGUGACGGGUUCCCCCGCGGCGACGGUUGCCGGAAAGUUUCUGAUUGCAAUCCUGCAAGGUACCUGUCUGGUCGUUGUGGACAUAUCUCAAGAGUUGGUCUUCUCCUUGGAGGGAUUGUUGCUGGAGCUUGUAUCAUGGCUGGUCUGUCUACCACUUGUUACUUUGUUCGGCGCCGCUCCACUUGUUUGAAGAAUCGAAUGAGUGCACUACGCCUCCUUUGCGAAGCUGCUGGCAACUCCAGUGUUCCUUUGUAUCCUUACAGAGAAAUAGAAAGAGCCACUAAUUGUUUCUCUGAGAGACUGAGACUCGGAACUGGGGCCUUUGGUACGGUUUAUGCAGGAAAACUUCAAGAUGAUGAGUGGGUUGCCAUAAAAAAGAUCAAAUAUAGAGAUACCAACAGUAUUGACCAAGUUCUGAAUGAGAUCAAGCUUCUUUCCUCUGUGAGCCACCCAAAUCUAGUUCGCCUUUUAGGUUGCUGCAUAGAGGAGGGUGAACAGAUCCUUGUCUAUGAAUUUAUGCCUAAUGGAACUCUCUCAGAGCAUCUACAGAGAGAGAGGGGCAAAGGACUCCCGUGGACAAUAAGGCUCACAAUUGCUGCUGAAACUGCUCAUGCCAUUGCAUAUCUCCACUCUGCCAUGAAUCCACCGAUUUACCAUAGAGACGUGAAAUCAAGCAAUAUAUUAUUGGAUCACAGCUUCAAAUCAAAGGUAGCCGAUUUCGGUCUUUCUAGACUGGGCAUGACAGAGACAUCACACAUCUCAACGGCCCCGCAAGGGACUCCAGGAUAUGUUGAUCCUCAAUACCAUCAGAACUUCCAUCUCUCUGAUAAAAGUGAUGUUUACAGUUUUGGGGUGGUUUUAUUAGAGAUCAUAACUGCAUUGAAAGUUGUUGAUUUUGGUCGACCAGCUAGUGAGGUGAAUUUGGCAGCACUUGCUAUUGAUAGAAUUGGGAGGGGUUGUGUGGAUGAGAUAAUCGAUCCUUUCCUUGAGCCACAUAGGGAUGCUUGGACAUUUUAUUCUAUUCACAAGGUGGCUGAGCUUGCAUUCAGAUGCCUUGCUUUCCAUAGUGAAAUGAGGCCUUCUAUGAUGGAAGUGGCAGAAGAGCUGGAACACAUCAGACGCAGCGGGUGGGCAACAUUCGAGGGAAAUAUGUGCAUAUCGUUUUCAGUGGCGUCCUCUUGUUCAUCACCACAUAAUGGAAGCGAGAAGUCACUGGGAAGCAUGACAGUUGGGAAGGCAGAGUUGGGGAGUCGGAGAUCGAUUGUUUCACAAGGGAAUGAUUAUGUGGCUUUAAUGGAGGAGACAAAAGAUAGUUCCCCUGUUUCUAUGCAUGAUCCUUGGUUAAGUGAGCAGAGCUCCCCUUCAACAAACAGCUUGUUGGGUAACGUAGUUCGAUGAUAUGAAUGCUGCUUCUUUUGGGUCUGUAGCUUUAUGUUGUCUUGUGAAUGCCACACAAGUAUGCUAGAGCUUUCCCUUACCUGCCUUACUACAUUAUUAAUUACAGAUUUCUUUUCCUCUCUUUUCAAUGCCAUCAGAUAUUACUAACAAUGUUAAAGGAUAGACAUACUUACAUUACUAAAGAAUUUACUUAAUAUAUAUAUAUAUAUAUAAAUUAGAAAGAUUAA